Anopheles funestus (African malaria mosquito) is the source of this 1186-nucleotide messenger RNA. RefSeq names its product spermidine synthase (gene SpdS). The transcript has 3 exons. Gene Ontology annotation, molecular function: spermidine synthase activity. Gene Ontology annotation, cellular component: cytosol. Gene Ontology annotation, biological process: spermidine biosynthetic process. Bases 109 to 972 code for a protein of 287 amino acids. NCBI's taxonomy places the organism in Eukaryota, Metazoa, Arthropoda, Insecta, Diptera, Culicidae. The record is from RefSeq and is a predicted model, not a curated record.
UUUGUUUCGGCACGCAACAAGUGUGUUGCUGUCUUGUUGCUGCUGUCGUGCGUUGUGUGAACGUGUGCUUGUGUCUUGACGGUGUGGAAAACGAAUAGUUGAAACAGUAUGAAUCCUUCCGAAUGGUUUAGCGAAAUUUCUAAAGAACUUUGGCCGGGCCAGUGCUUCUCGGUGAAGAUAAAGAGUGUGCUGCAUGAGGAACGGUCCAAGUAUCAGGAUAUCAAGAUCAUACAAAGCGAAUCGCACGGUGUUGUUCUAAUUCUGGACGGUAUUAUACAGUGUACGGAACGGGACGAGUUCGCUUAUCAGGAAACGAUUUCCUUCCUGCCGCUCUGCUGCCAUCCCAAUCCACAGCGCGUGUUGAUCGUCGGCGGUGGCGAUGGUGGCGUGGCGCGAGAAGUCGUAAAGCAUCCCUCCGUGCUGGAAGUGCACCAGGUCGAGAUCGACGAACGGGUGGUCGAACUGUCCAAACAGUAUCUGCCCUUUAUGGCGUGUGGGUUUGAAUCGCCCAAGCUACGGCUAACGAUUGGCGAUGGGUUCGAGUACAUGAAGCAGCACGAAGGUGCAUUUGAUGUUAUCAUUACGGACAGCAGCGAUCCGAUCGGACCGGCCGAGUCACUGUUUCGCGAGUCGUACUUCGAGCUGGUAAAGCGUGCCCUGAAACCGAACGGUAUUAUCUGCUCGCAGGGUGGCAGCUUCUGGCUAGAUGCCGGACAUGUCCGCGAAACACUCGACUACUGCCGGAAACACUUCCCGCGCGUUACGUACGGGUUGGCAGCCGUUCCAUCCUAUCCCACUGGUCAAAUCGGUUUCUUCAUUGCGAGCCUCAAUCCGGAAACCGAUUUCAGGGAACCGUCCCGUACGUUUGCCGAUACAGAAAUCGAUCAGAUGGGAUUGCGGUACUACACGACCGACGUACACAGGGCGGCUUUCACAUUGCCAAGGUUUGCCGCAAAGGCUCUUAAUCCGUAGGAUUGUUUCCAUCUCUCUUUGUUUUAGCCCGCGAGCUUUGAAGAUAAAUCGUUUUAUAACGCAAUUAAUGUAACUUUUUUAAAAUGGUGAACAGAUCUAAAGAAAGAAUUUGCAUUUUAAAUGAACGAUCAUACCUAUAUCCGCAUCGAUGAGGGUGUGCCAUUUUGUUUCAAUAAAUGUUAAAUAAUGUAAUGUUUUCUUUUUAAAUAUAAAA